This is a messenger RNA of Entamoeba invadens IP1, 708 nucleotides long. RefSeq lists its product as hypothetical. The transcript has a single exon. Bases 1 to 708 code for a protein of 235 amino acids. NCBI's taxonomy places the organism in Eukaryota, Evosea, Mastigamoebida, Endamoebidae. The record is from RefSeq and is a predicted model, not a curated record.
AUGGAUAGCAACAGUAGCAAUGGUACAAAAUCAACUGAUCCUGCACGUUUGAAAGAGCGAAAGUACAAUUCGGUUGUGAAUGAGACUAUUCGAGAGAUGGUUUACAUCUCUGUCUUAAAUUACUUAGGCUUUUCUUUUCUCUUUGUAAAACCAAAGAAAUUCAUUAUAAGAAAGACUCUUCCUUUUCUUCAUAUAGACAAGUGCUACGAUUACUUUGGAAAUGUCGUUUUUUCUUAUGAGCAAUUGAGAAAUGAAGCUUUGGAACUGAAAAUUGGUACCGAGAAAAAAGAUGGUGAAAGACGUAUAACACAGUACAUCAAAAACAGGACUAUCAACUCCCUUAUAGAAACAAUCCAGUCCCACCAGUUCAUCAUCACGUCAGAAGUAAAAUCAUCAAAAGCAAUCACUGUAAACACCACAACUCCUUUAGCAAAGAAAUUGGAUUUGAUUAUAAUGUUCGAUGGCGCAAAUCAUUACUCCCUCAACUCACUCUCACACGAGACUUUUGACUUCAUGGAAGGAAUUUAUAUGGAGAUCUUUCAACAGGCCAUCAAACUUGAUUUGUACCUUUCACCUUCACUCAUCCAACUCAACUCAAUUUUAACAAACACACCAAACAGCCAACAACAAAACAACACGCAAUUGCAAACACAAGUCCAGCCAGAACUUUUACAACAACAGAAUUAUUCCUUUAAUCUCCCGUUCUAA